Molecule: messenger RNA, 2289 nt
Organism: Leptinotarsa decemlineata (Colorado potato beetle)
Lineage: Eukaryota; Metazoa; Arthropoda; Insecta; Coleoptera; Chrysomelidae
Gene: shi
Product: dynamin-1 shibire
Biological process (GO): synaptic vesicle budding from presynaptic endocytic zone membrane; receptor internalization
Cellular component (GO): synapse; cytoplasm; microtubule
Molecular function (GO): GTP binding; microtubule binding; GTPase activity
Source: RefSeq, a predicted model, not a curated record
AUUAAAAAAAAAGGAAGUACAACAUUACAAUAAAGUUGCUUUGGUAUAAUAUAUGACUUUGGAUAUCUCUAUGACUCAUGCGCAGAUGGGCCACUCGAUUCAUUCUGAUCAUUACCUCGGCCAUGUUCGUUAAUAUUUUUCAGAAGUGGUGAAGUUUCGGAUUGUUUUCUUGAAAAGAAUAUUCCAAGUUCCGGCCUAAAAAUGGCAGGGAAUACCGGAAUGGAGCAGCUUAUUCCAAUUGUGAAUAAGCUGCAGGAUGCUUUCACACAACUGGGUGUUCAUAUGACUUUGGAUUUGCCACAAAUCGCUGUAGUGGGCGGACAAUCCGCUGGAAAAAGUUCGGUUUUAGAGAAUUUCGUUGGAAGAGACUUCCUUCCUAGAGGAUCUGGAAUUGUUACUCGAAGGCCACUCAUUUUGCAGCUUAUUAAUGCAAAUACUGAAUAUGCGGAAUUUUUACACUGCAAAGGAAAAAAAUUCGUGGAUUUUGAAGAAGUUCGCAAGGAAAUCGAGGCUGAAACAGACCGAGUCACUGGAAGCAAUAAGGGUAUAUCAAACAUACCCAUUAACCUGAGGGUAUACUCUCCAAACGUUUUAAACUUAACAUUGAUCGAUUUACCUGGCUUAACCAAAGUGCCGAUUGGUGAUCAACCAAUUGAUAUUGAGCAACAAAUCAGAGCGAUGAUUCUCCAGUUCAUCAAAAGAGAAUCGUGUCUGAUUCUGGCAGUAACUCCAGCUAAUACGGAUUUAGCUAAUUCUGAUGCGCUUAAAUUGGCCAAAGAAGUUGAUCCUCAAGGUAUUCGUACAAUAGGUGUUAUCACGAAACUAGAUCUUAUGGAUGAAGGCACAGAUGCCCGUGAUAUUUUAGAAAAUAAGCUCUUACCCCUUCGAAGAGGGUACAUCGGUGUGGUUAAUCGUUCCCAAAAAGACAUUGAAGGUAGAAAAGACAUAAACGCUGCCUUGCAAGCGGAAAGAAAAUUCUUUUACAGUCAUCCGUCGUAUCGACAUAUAGCGGAUCGUUUAGGAACACCCUAUCUUCAAAGAGUGCUCAACCAACAAUUGACAAAUCAUAUUCGAGACACGUUGCCCAGCUUGAGGGAUAAAUUGCAGAAACAGUAUCUGACUCUAGAGAAAGACGUGGAUCAGUUCAAACAUUUCAGACCCGACGACCCGGCUAUUAAAACAAAAGCUAUGCUCCAGAUGAUACAGCAGUUGCAAGUAGAUUUUGAUAGAACGAUAGAAGGUUCCGGCUCAGCUCAAAUCAACACGAUGGAAUUAUCAGGUGGUGCUAAGAUCAAUCGGUUGUUCCACGAGCGAUUUCCCUUUGAAAUAGUCAAAAUGGAGUUCGACGAGAAGGAGUUGCGGAGAGAAAUUGCCUUUGCAAUCAGGAAUAUCCACGGUAUCAGAGUUGGAUUGUUUACUCCAGAUAUGGCGUUCGAAGCAAUAGUUAAAAAGCAGAUAUCCCGCUUGAAAGAACCGUCACUCAAGUGUGUGGAUUUGGUUGUACAAGAAUUAUCAAAUGUCGUUCGAAUGUGUACAGAUAAGAUGUCAAGGUACCCUCGUUUAAGAGAAGAAGCAGAAAGAAUCAUAACUACUCACAUCAGACAAAGAGAACAGUAUUGUAAAGAGCAGCUCUGCUUACUCAUCGACUGUGAAUUAGCAUAUAUGAACACCAAUCACGAAGACUUUAUAGGAUUUGCAAAUGCUCAAAACCAGUCGGAAAGUGCCACUGCCAAAGGUACUCGUGGUACGCUCGGUAACCAAGUCAUUCGUAAGGGUUACAUGUGCAUUCAUAACUUGAGUAUGUUGAAGGGUUCGAGGGAUUACUGGUUCGUUCUCACUUCUGAGAACAUUUCGUGGUACAAGGACGAAGAGGAACGGGAGAAGAAAUACAUGUUGCCUUUGGAUGGACUCAAAUUGAGAGACAUCGAACAGGGCUUUAUGUCGAGAAGGCAUAUGUUUUCUAUUUUCUUUCCGGAUGGCAGAAACGUGUAUAAGGACUACAAGCAACUUGAAUUGAGCUGCGAAACUUUGGACGAGGUUGACUCGUGGAAAGCUUCUUUCUUACGUGCUGGUGUGUAUCCAGAAAAACAAACUGAAACUUUGAAUGGGGAAGAUAGUAAUCAUUCUGAUGUAAGUUAUUUUCAAAUUGAAUUAUGUGGUACGGUAAUUGGUUUCUUUUUGGUAGUUAUGCUUAUUUGCUUCUCCUUUAACAAGGGUAUAGACACUUGGGGCAUUUGUAAUGUGUUUGAAUUUUCUGAAACAUUGAUUUCAUAGAAGAGAUAAAUCAAG